UUAAGGCCCAAAGAUGAGCCUUUUUCGUAUAUUCUUCUGUUUCUCAAAGUUGGAUUCUUUUCAUGGCGAUGCGUCUUCCUUUCCCGUCAACUCACCGCCGUAUCCCAACGCUUCCGAGCUUCGCCUCUUUCACCCCACGGAGGCGAAAUGUUGCGAUGGCAUCGGCAAAGAGAAGCCCUAAGCGUCUCAAAUACUCUACCCCUCGGUUCACAAAGGAGGGGGAGUUUGUGUCAAUAGAGGUGGACCCUUCAGGUGCUGAUUCGUGGAAACUCGAACCUGUUAUUGAGCUUCUCAAACAAGGAGCCGUUGGUGUUAUCCCCACUGAUACAGUCUAUGCAAUAGUUUGUGACUGUAAGAACCAUUCCGCUGUAGAACGUCUCCGAAGGAUUAAAAAGAUUGAAUCUUCCAAGCCACUUAGUAUCUUAUGCCGUUCCUUAAGGGACAUAGACACAUAUACAAUGGGGUUCCCUCGUGGCGAUGGUCAUGGUCAUGCCAACGUUUUCCGUGCUGUUAAGCAAUGCUUGCCUGGACCUUACACCUUCAUCUUGACUGCAAGCAAGGAGUUACCUAAACAAUGCGUAGGGUAUGGAACGACAAGUGUGAAAUACGCUUCGAGGAAGAAUGUGGGUGUACGCAUAUCAGAUGAUGCUGUCUGCCAAGCCAUUCUACAGUCCAUGGAUGCCCCUCUGAUUUGCACCAGUGUGAAAGGGCCAAAAGAAAACGAAUGGAUGAUUGAUCCAACCAUAAUUGGUGACAUAUAUGGACCAGAGGGUCUGGAUUUUCUGGUAGAUGGAGGUGUAAGAGUGGCUGAACCAUCAACCAUUGUUGAUAUGACAGGACCAUAUCCCAAGGUCAUACGUGAAGGCAAGGGGCCUAUAUUGCCAUGGAUGGUGGUUGAAGAGGAAGACGAAUCUAGCCUGCGCCAAGACCUUAUAGCUUCUGGAACUUGAACAAAACAAUACAGAGACCGUUUGUUUUGCAUCUAGACACGUACCUCCUUGUGGCUAAAGAAUCUGAAUUAUGUGAAUACUGACGUUAAUUGAAUAAUCCAAAAUCCACAAAAUGACGAAUAAUGUGAUUGUGUAGAAGGAAAUGUUGGUU
Messenger RNA from Brassica rapa (field mustard), 1101 nucleotides. RefSeq lists its product as uncharacterized. Lineage: Eukaryota; Viridiplantae; Streptophyta; Magnoliopsida; Brassicales; Brassicaceae. The record is from RefSeq and is a predicted model, not a curated record. Gene Ontology annotation, molecular function: double-stranded RNA binding.